AUGGCGGAAGAAAUUAGGCAAAACGACGUCGCUUCUUCUUCCAAAUCUAGAAGCUUCUGGUCUGCACUCCGUUGGAUUCCCUCUUCCACCGAUCAUAUCAUCGCCGCCGAGAAACGCCUUCUCUCCCUUAUCAAGACUGGGUAUGUUCAAGAGCGUGUUAAUAUCGGCUCUGGUCCUCCUGGGUCCAAAGUAAGAUGGUUCCGUUCAUCGAGCAAUGAGCCGCGGUUUAUCAACACGGUUACUUUUGACAGUAAACCUGAUUCUCCUACGCUUGUUAUGGUUCAUGGAUAUGCUGCUUCCCAGGGUUUCUUCUUUCGUAAUUUUGAUGCUCUCGCUUCUCGUUUCAGAAUCAUUGCUGUUGAUCAACUUGGUUGGGGCGGAUCAAGCAGGCCUGAUUUCACAUGCAAAAGCACUGAAGAAACUGAGGCAUGGUUCAUUGAUUCUUUUGAGGAAUGGAGAAAAGCCAAAAAUCUGAGCAAUUUCAUACUACUUGGACAUUCUUUCGGUGGUUAUGUUGCUUCCAAAUACGCGCUCAAGCACCCUGAGCAUGUACAACACUUAAUUUUGGUGGGACCAGCUGGGUUUACAUCAGAAUCAGAUGCAAAGACUGAUUUUAUUGCAAAGUUUCGAGCGACAUGGAAGGGAGCAGUUCUGAACCAUCUAUGGGAAUCUAAUUUUACACCUCAAAAAAUUGUCAGAGGUUUAGGUCCUUGGGGUCCGAGCAUGGUACGAAAAUAUACAAGUGCUAGGUUUGGUACACAUUCAACAGGGCUAAAACUGUUUGAAGAAGAAUCAAGUUUGCUAACAGAUUAUGUUUAUCAUACAUUGGCGGCCAAAGCCAGUGGUGAGCUGUGCUUAAAAUAUAUUUUUGCAUUUGGAGCAUUUGCUAGGAUGCCCCUUCGUCACAGUGCUCCAGAGUGGAAGGUGCCCACCACAUUCAUAUAUGGUUUUGAAGAUUGGAUGGAUUAUGAAGGUGCCCAAAAAGCUCGCGCGCAAAUGAAAGUUCCAUGUGAAAUUAUCAGGGUCCCUCAGGCCGGACAUUUUGUGUUCAUCGACAACCCUAGUGCCUUCCAUUCAGCUGUGUUUCAUGCUUGUCGAAGGUUUCUUACACCUGAUCCGGACAAUGAAUCUCUUCCUGAAGGGCUAUUCUCUGUAUAA
Molecule: messenger RNA, 1158 nt
Organism: Lathyrus sativus (Indian pea)
Lineage: Eukaryota; Viridiplantae; Streptophyta; Magnoliopsida; Fabales; Fabaceae
Source: the annotation of a GenBank genome assembly